Messenger RNA from Mangifera indica (mango), 1646 nucleotides. RefSeq names its product mRNA-decapping enzyme-like protein. The transcript is spliced from 8 exons. Gene Ontology annotation, molecular function: enzyme activator activity; mRNA binding. Bases 85 to 1179 code for a protein of 364 amino acids. Gene Ontology annotation, biological process: positive regulation of catalytic activity; deadenylation-independent decapping of nuclear-transcribed mRNA; deadenylation-dependent decapping of nuclear-transcribed mRNA. Gene Ontology annotation, cellular component: P-body. The record is from RefSeq and is a predicted model, not a curated record. Lineage: Eukaryota; Viridiplantae; Streptophyta; Magnoliopsida; Sapindales; Anacardiaceae.
ACAAUUGUUUCACUCUCUCCUCAUUAAACUUCCCGGGAAAAUAAGAUAGAAAAUUCAGCUCCUGGGUUUUUUGGGUUUGCGAAAAUGUCUCAGACGGGAAAAUUGAUGCCGAAUCUGGACCAGCAAAGCACGAAAAUGCUAAAUCUAACUGUACUCCAGCGAAUCGAUCCUUUUAUUGAAGAGAUUUUGAUCACGGCCACUCACGUCACCUUCUAUGAGUUCAACAUCGAGAGCAAUCAAUGGAGUCGCAAGGAUGUUGAAGGAUCUCUUUUUGUGGUUAAACGGAAUACUCAGCCGCGGUUUCAAUUUAUUGUGAUGAAUCGACGAAAUACAGAAAAUCUAGUGGAGAAUAUAUUGGGAGAUUUUGAGUAUGAAGUUAAAGUUCCAUAUUUGUUAUACCGAAAUGCAUCCCAAGAAGUUAAUGGAAUCUGGUUUUAUAAUCCUCAUGAAUGUGACAAGGUUGCAAAUCUCUUUAGUAGAGUUCUUAAUGCAUACUCAAAAGUUCCUCAAAAGCCAAAAGUAUCUGUGAGCAAAAGUGAGUUUGAGGAACUUGAAGCAGUCCCAAGCCCCUCUAUAAUGGAAGGCCCUCUGGAGCCUACAUCAACUGCCUCUACUGUCACUGAUCCUCCUGAUGAUCCAUCUUUUGAAAACUUCUUCAGUGCGGCUGGUACUGUUGGAAAUAAUGCUCCUAAUUUAAGGCAGCCCUAUCAUUCUUCUGCAACCAUUCCUUUGUUCUCGAAUGCACCUACUGCUGUUCCCUCUUCUGCACCAACUCCACAAGUACAGUCCCUUGCUCCUUCAGCCUCAUCGCCCACAGUUGUUCUCCAUGACACACCUGACCCAAUCAGUAGUAGUAACCGUGUCACUAAUCUUGUGAAACCCUCAUUUUUUGCACCUCCUUCCUCAUCAGCGUUAAUUAUACCACCUACUUCAUCUAUACCAACUGCUGCUGCUCUUCAACUGCCCUUGAAUCUGCAACGCCCAUAUGGAACUCCAAUGCUUCAACCCUUUCCACCACCUACUCCACCUCCAUCUCUUACUCCUGCAGGAGCCCCUACUUCUAGUGAUAGACAUCUUAUUACCAGAGAGAAAGUUCAUGAUGCACUUCUAAUGCUUGUUCAGGAUGAUCAAUUUAUAGACCAGUUUUAUCAAGCAUUGCUGAAAGUACACCACUCAUAAGCAGUGUAAAGCACUAUUAGGCUGUGGCGAUGUUACCAAAUACUAAAAUGCUUGUAAGAUCAAUUGUGUACAGCUCUUUCAGCUCCGUCGUUGACAUCGGUAAUAACUGACAGCCCUACCAUUUCUGUUCUAACUUCUAAGCUUUGCGAUUGAUGAGUUUAUUUGGUAAUCUUCCUAUCCCCUUGGAAAGUUGGGCUCCAAGGGACUGUGUUUAGAGAAUUACCAUAACUUUAAGAAUAUGGUUUCUUGUUUCACUGGUCUGGGGAUAUCAUAUCAGUUUAUUAGCUUGUUCAGAAUUGUAGUAGCUGCAUCCAAAUACUUCUGGUAGAAUGUGCAUGGACUCGUCUCCUCAUUUUCUUUUUCUGAUUUUGUCUUGCUGUAGUGAAACAUUUUAGUCAAUGUAACUUUUAAAUUAGGGGUAAAUUAGACAUUUUUGUGAUUUAAAAUAAAGUUCAUUUUAACAUUUA